AUGAAUUUGGGGGACCUAAACAAGAUCUGGGAAAUCAAAACCCUGAAAAGAAAGGAUCAGGAAGCGGAAGCCAGGAAGAUUCUCGAGAAAAUUGCCAAACAGGUCCAGCCCAUUAUGCGCAAACACAAAUGGCGCGUCAAGCUUCUCUCUGAAUUCUGCCCAAACAACCCUCGUCUUCUAGGGUUGAAUGUGAACCGCGGUGUGCAUGUGAAACUGAGGCUGCGUAGGCCAAACAGGGAUUGGGAUUUCUAUCCCAUUGAUCAAGUCCUUGAUACAAUGCUUCACGAACUUUGUCACAAUGUUCAUGGCCCUCAUGAUGCCAAGUUCUACAAGCUCUGGGAUGAACUUAGAAAGGAAUGUGAGGAGCUGAUGUCUAAGGGAAUAACUGGCAAUGCUGAGGGGUUUGAUCUUCCAGGGAGACGUUUGGGGAGUUUUCACCGUCUUGGUGGUGAUAGCAGUAUUAUGGUUGCACUUAGUCCAGUGCAAGCUGCUGCGAUGGCUGCAGAGAGGAGAUUGCAGGAUGAUAUCUGGUGUGGUUCGGUGUCAGCUGAAGCUUCUAUGGAUGGAGAAUGCAGCUAUGAUAAAUCAGAGGACCAUCAAAAUAUAGGGCCAAAUGCAGGAAGUUCAAAGCCUCCCAGUGGUGCAAAAGCACAUUCCUCAGAUACGUUAUUGCAAAAAAGAAGUCGUGAACUGAAUACCAAUGGUUUUUCUAAAUCUACCAAAUGCAAUUUAGGAUCUGAGUUGGUAGAUUUAUCCAUGGAUGAGUCAAUAUCUGGGUCCAUGAUUGAUUGUGAUAUCAAAUCUCAAAAGAGAAGUCGAGGAUCAGAAAAUAGUUCAUUCUCUCGUUCCAAUUGCCAUCUAGAAUCUAGUGGUAGGCAUCAGUCAUGUGUUUCAUCUUUCGGGUCCAGGUCUAAUAAUGAUGGAACACAUAGUCCAGAGGAAACUGCUCUUUGGCAGUGCGAAAUGUGCACUUUGUUGAAUCCCCCAUUAGCUCCAAUAUGUGAGCUCUGUAACACAAAGAAACCAAAAGAUGUUGGUACAAAUUACAAAAUCUGGACCUGUAGAUUCUGCACUUUGGAAAACUGUGUGAAGUUGGAGAAAUGCUCAGCAUGUGGUCAGUGGAGAUACUCACAUGGCCCACCAAUAGCAAGCCAGGCACCAAAUCUGGGCACUUGA
This is a messenger RNA of Prunus armeniaca (apricot), 1176 nucleotides long. The record is from the annotation of a GenBank genome assembly. NCBI's taxonomy places the organism in Eukaryota, Viridiplantae, Streptophyta, Magnoliopsida, Rosales, Rosaceae.